Osmerus eperlanus (European smelt) is the source of this 3097-nucleotide messenger RNA. RefSeq names its product cell division cycle associated 2 (gene cdca2). Bases 11 to 2851 code for a protein of 946 amino acids. Gene Ontology annotation, cellular component: chromosome; nucleus. Lineage: Eukaryota; Metazoa; Chordata; Actinopteri; Osmeriformes; Osmeridae. The record is from RefSeq and is a predicted model, not a curated record. The transcript has 13 exons. Gene Ontology annotation, biological process: regulation of chromosome segregation; regulation of mitotic nuclear division.
GGUUCUAUUCAUGUUUUGUCAGAUCAUGGCUAGCUCCGAGCUAAACGUGGGCAACAUCGAUGGUGUUGAAAUCCUGACACCAUUGGAAGACCAAUGCCUCUCCGCCCUAAACAAUACCCCCAUGGACUUCUCCCUUUUAACAACGUCUCAGCUGGGCAUUUCCCCACAGAGCUUUACCCCAUCUUCCAGCCGCAAAGACAAGUCCCGCUUGGCCCAGUUGAAAUUGAAACGAAGAUCCAAUGUCGGUGUCCGUGGCUCACCGGAGACGAACUCUCUCAUCCGAUACAUCGCUCAGCAGAGGAUGAUGAAAACUCCACCAGCAACUACCGAGUCUAUCAGUGCGCGCCCCUCUACUCCAAGGGUCUCCAAGCUGAAGCAGGAGAUGGCCAUCUUCCAAAGCCUUCUGUGUGAAGAGGAGGAAGAGAUGCCUGAAAAGAUGCCAAGGCAGGAGAAUCCAUUAGCGGAAUGCAUCAAGACAAGAAAGGAUCUGUCCGAUGGGAGGAGUCGAGACGCGUGGAAGGAGAACUGCCCGCCCCCCAUGACCCCCCUGCCCAACAAGAGGUGGUGCCCUGGCCUCCUCUGUGAGGGGGAGAUUAGGGAGGCCAACGCUCCUACCCUCCAGCACAGCCUGCUGAAGACACGUGAGGAUGCAGUUGACCAGGACAGAGCACAGCUACCGCCUGGGCUUGAAGUCCCCGUGAGCCCCUCGCCCCCCCAGCCCCCUCCAACACACUCUCCUGCCAAGGAGCAGCAGGACAGCUUCCCCGAAGCGGGGGCCGGGCCGGGGGACGCCGGGCCGCCUCUGCCCCCUCCGUUCUGUAUGCCUUCAUCCCCGGAGCCCAACCGCAAAGAUGGCGAUCCCUCUGCUAACUCCGCCGUCCGAAAGAAGCGCGUUCGUUUCGGUGCUCCCCUCUCGCCGGAGUUCUUCGACAAGAACCUGCCCCCCAGCACCCCUCUCCAGAAGGGGGCCACGCCGGCCCGCGCGCCCCCGCCGUCGGCAGGGGGGUCCCAGGUGCGCUCCGUGCUGAAGACCCCCCAGAGGAGCCAGUCCACCUCUGCGCUCCCCCAGCUUGACUUCAGCAGCCCCUCCGGGGCCUCCCCAACUCUCAGGAGGGGGCCUCAGGAGACCUGUGUGGGCAGGGGGGCCGGCGCUGACACCCUAGGAGAGAUUGCUUUCACCAUGGAUGACAGUGAAAGGUCAUUGGUGGAGGAGACAGACGUGACCUGGGAGACCCAGCCGCUGGACUUGAACGCAGCAUUCCGUGAGGUUUCGUUUACGGAGGUCUUACGAGUAUAUCCACCCUCGGAGCUGGAGUCUGACUCCAAUCCUGCCACAAACCCUGUCCUGGGGCCUGAACCAGGGGAUGUGGGUGCCCCUGUCCUGGGGCCUGAACCAGAGGGUGUGGGUGCCCCUGUCCUGGGGCCUGAACCAGAGGGUGUGGGUGCCCCUGUCCUGGGGCCUGAACCAGAGGGUGUGGGUGCCCCUGUCCUGGGGCCUGAACCAGAGGGUGUGGGUGCCCCUGUCCUGGGGCCUGAACCAGAGGGUGUGGGUGCCCCUGUCCUGGGGCCUGAACCAGAGGGUGUGGGUGCCCCAGCCAGUUCUAACAGCAGGAAGAGGAAGCAGCCUGAGGAGGUAGAGCCUUUGAUGAAGAGGUCAACACGAUCUGCUGCCAAGUCUGCGGGUGUGAAGUUGAAGAAGGCGUCGGCGAGGCGAGGCUGGGGGUGUAAGGAGGUGGACCGCUCGCUGUACGGCUCCAGAGCGUACGCCUCCAGGGACCCGGCGCUUAGCCCCAUCACCGAGACCCUGCCCUCCGCCAGCCGCUCCCCCACACCCCAGCGGCCCCGCGCCAGCACACACACAGACAAAACCCAGGAGUCCGACCCUUCGCCGGCUCUGGGUGACGUCAUCAUGGCCGCCAAACUUUGGCGCGAGCGCUUCGGAACCUCGACCAAUGAGAGCACGGCGGGAGCUCCCGACCCCUGUGACGGAGAGCUGGAGACCCCUGCGCCUUCUGGCGCCUUCUCUACCAGGAGGACCCCCAGGAGGGGGUCGGGGCCCAGGACCGAGACCCCGGGGAGGGGAAGAGGUCGAAAGGUCAGCGUCCCGGCCGAUCAUUGGCUGAGCGAAGUACCCGAGGGCCAAUCGGAGAGCCACAGCGAGCAGCCAUGCGGUGACCAGACGGCAGCCCUGGAGGACGCAGGUUCCAGCCCUCCCUCUCGCACGCCAGCCCAGGAAUCCCCACCACCCUGCCCCCCCUCGGGAACCACCGACCAGGAAGCAGACCCAGAGCAGGCGCCGGUCAGCCUGGUAAAAGAGAGGCCCAGCCAGAGGCGGUUCAAGGCUGCUAGGGGGCGCUCUCGAGGCAGGAAGAUGUCCCCGCUACCCCCCAGCACCAUCGGCGAGGAGCUCACAGCCCAGCCAGGGGAGCCCCAGCCAGGGGAGCCCCAGCCAGGGGAGCCCCAGCCAGGGGAGGGCGUGGAGGGGCGAGGGAGGCCCCACGGAGCCAGCCAGGCAGAGGACGACCCCCACAGCUCGGAGGGAUGCGCGUCUGACGGGCCGGACCCCUUCCUGCCCGCCUGGCACCAGCUGGAGUUCAGCAUCGAGGACGUCCUGAGACCCCGGGCCAGCAGGGGGCAGCGCUCGGUACGCCGCAGCCUCCGGAACCACAGUAGCCAGGAGGCGGCGGGGAUGGGAGCCGGCCUGGCCUGGGUGCCCCACACGUCCCCUGACUCCCUCAGGGCCAUACGCAGGAAGACCAGGGGCCGGCGCGGCUCAGCCACCCUCCUGCAGCCUCCCCUGCCACAGGAGCUGGACCCUGGGAGGACGGAGGAGCCAGAACCAGCCCACUGACGUGGGGGAAACCCAGAAAGGUGGACCCAGAACACUGUUUAAAAGUCUUUGACCUUGGUUAAAAGGUCACUGGACAUGAGGUCGUUGGGUUUAAGGGGAGUUUGGCCCCUUUUUGGGAGGGGCGGGUUGAACGAAGUUUCUUGUUUUGUUAAAUGAGUUUAAAAAACCCUGAUUUUAUGUGAUGGAUCUGCAGUGAUUUCAUGUUGGAUUUGUACAGUUUCACCUGUGAAUGCUGUCUCCAUUAAA